This is a messenger RNA of Penicillium concentricum, 7701 nucleotides long. Its product is annotated as type I polyketide synthase. The transcript has 6 exons. Gene Ontology annotation, molecular function: 3-oxoacyl-[acyl-carrier-protein] synthase activity; phosphopantetheine binding; fatty acid synthase activity. The record is from RefSeq and is a predicted model, not a curated record. NCBI's taxonomy places the organism in Eukaryota, Fungi, Ascomycota, Eurotiomycetes, Eurotiales, Aspergillaceae. Bases 1 to 7701 code for a protein of 2566 amino acids. Gene Ontology annotation, biological process: secondary metabolite biosynthetic process; fatty acid biosynthetic process.
AUGCGCCUCCAACAGUCCUCCGGGACUGGAACACCAGUUAUCGAGAGCCAAAAUGACUCUUUGCCUGAGCAGUCCAAUGAUAUCACCGAUAAUCCCACCGGCGAUGUGCCCAAGCGAACGGCCAUAAUCGGCAUGUCCUGCCGCCUCCCAGGAGACGUUUCCACGGCCGAACAGUUUUGGGACCUUUGCUCACGAGGCAAAAGUGCCUGGUCACCAGUCCCAAAGAACCGGUUCAACGCUGAUUCCUUCUAUCACCCUGAUCCCGAUCGACCAGGCUCCUUCAAUGCAGUAGGAGCCCACUUCCUGACAGAAGACAUUGGCCUAUUCGAUGCGCCAUUUUUCAAUAUCACACUCCAAGAGGCACAGGUAAUGGAUCCGCAACAGCGAAUUUUCCUCGAAUGUGUGUACGAAGCGCUAGAGAAUGCUGGAAUCCCGAGCCAUGAGAUCACCGGCCAAAAGGUGGGAGUCUUUGCAGGCGGCUCAUAUUCCGACUACGAAAUCAACAACACCAGAGAUAUCUCGGCUAUCCCCAUGUAUGCUGCCACUGGAACGGCUAUGGCAUUGCAGGCGAAUCGAAUUUCGUAUCAUUUUGACUUGAACGGGCCUAGUGUUACAGUUGACACGGCUUGCUCUUCCAGCUUGUCUGCUCUGCAUUUGGCUACUCAGAGUAUUCGGAACGGUGAAUGCUCGAUGGCCAUUGUGGGAGGAUGCCACUUGAAUAUAACCCCAGAGGCUUUCGUUUCGAUGACACGUUCCAGACUACUUUCGGAUACUGGUCGCUCAUAUUCCUUUGAUCACCGCGGCACUGGCUUUGGCCGGGGUGAAGGUGCUGGGUGUAUUAUCUUGAAAUCUCUCGAGGACGCAGAGGCUGCGGGAGAUGCCAUCCGAUCUGUCAUUAUCAACACUGGUCUUAACCAAGAUGGGCGGACCAGAGGUAUUGCAAUGCCAAAUGGCAAGGCACAGGAAGCAUUGAUGCGUCAAGUCUAUAAAGAGGCACGGAUUGACCCGGCCAUGACAGGAUUUGUGGAGGCUCACGGCACAGGAACCAAAGUUGGUGAUCCCCUCGAAGCCACUGCAUUGAAUGCAGUCUUCGGAAAAGGGCGGUCCCCGCGUCAACCAUUGCUUGUUGGAUCUGUGAAAUCGAACAUUGGUCAUGCAGAAGGAGCAAGUGGUCUUGUUUCUGUGAUCAAAACAACCCUGGCGCUUGAGCGAGGCUUCGUACCCCCAAACUGCAAUUUUGAGAAAGUGAAUGAGGAAAUACCCAUGGAUCAGUGGAAUAUGAAGGUUCCCAAGAAGCUGACUCCAUGGCCCCGUGGCAAACCAUAUGCAAGUGUGAACAACUUCGGCUUUGGCGGGACCAAUGCCCAUGUUAUUCUACAGCGUGCUCCCCGACAUGAAGGCAAUCUUGAGUUAAGCGACGACCCUCUCAAGCGCAAGUUGUUUGUAGUUUCUGCGUACGAUAAGAAGGCUGCCCUCCAGCUUGGGAAAUUGAUUGCAGCGCAUCUCGACCAUUUCCCAGUGGUUUUCAAUGACAGUACUAUGGAUAACAUGGCCUAUACACUAGGACAGAGACGAACGUUCCUGCCAUGGAGAUUGACAUCCUCUGCAAUCUCUGGCCAGGAGCUGACUCAAUCGCUGGCUAUUGACGCAGUGCCUGUUCGUUCUUCCAAAGAGCCGACUGUCGGCUUUGUAUUCACUGGACAAGGUGCCCAAUGGCAUGGCAUGGGCAAAGAACUUCUGAGCACAUAUCCAGUUUUCAAGCAGACCAUGCAAGACGUGGACGCUUGCUUGAAAUCCCUCGGUGCUACGUUCUCAAUUAUAGACGAAUUGCUUUUGACCGACCCGAGCGCAAGCUCUAUCUCGGCCGCAUACAUGAGCCAGCCCGCUUGUACCGCAGUCCAGCUAGCGUUGGUUGAUUUGCUAUCAUCCUGGGGUAUCCGCCCCAAGGCAGUGGUCGGUCAUUCCAGCGGAGAGAUUGCAGCAGCUUAUGCCGCGGGCAUUCUGGGCCUCGAAGAGUGUGUUCGGGUGGCGUACUCUCGUGGUGUCGCAGCAAAUCUGGUUGCAAAUGACAAGUCUAUCAAGGGAGGUAUGUUGGCGGUUGGAGCCAGCGCCCCAGAUAUCCAACAAAUUCUGGAUGCCAUGCGAGGGACCAAGGCCGUUAUUGCCUGUGUGAACAGCGAGUCAAGCGUGACUCUGUCUGGAGAUGCGGAUGUCAUUACCGAUCUGCAGACUGCCUUGGAUAAAGAAGGGAUCUUCACCCGAAGACUGCAGGUCGAGGUUGCUUACCACUCCCACCAUAUGAAGACUGUAUCACAGGAAUAUCGAUCCCUGCUUGGCAAGAUUGAACCUCGGGACUCUGAGGUUCCAUUCCAUUCGACCGUUUAUGGAAAAUUGAUUCCAGGAAGCACUUUGGACGCCUCCUACUGGGUCGACAAUCUGGUUUCCCGUGUGGAGUUUGUGGAGGGUCUGAAGAGCCUUGUGACCGACGAGCACGCAACUACACCAAUUAACACAUUGGUCGAAAUUGGCCCUCACCCUGCCCUACAAACACCCGUGAGAGACAUUGCCCAAGAACAUGCCCCGAAUUCCAAUGUGCAAUACCUUCACACCUUGAAACGCAAGGUAGAUGACAUCGAGGCUGUUCAAAACCUCGCUGGGUCGUUGUUCAAGCAGGGUCUGAAUCUCGAUUUCCAGGCUAUCAACUUCCCGAACUUGAAAACGACAUCAAGAAAGCCUGCUGUUAUGACAAAUCUGCCUAAAUAUCCGUGGAACCACUCUGAAAGAUACUGGUUUAGCUCACGCCUAGGUGAUAAUCAUCUCCAUCGCCAAUUCCCUCGAAAUGAUAUCCUUGGCUCAUUGUGCAUGGAGAAUGUCGACUUUGAGCCCCGAUGGAGGAACACCAUUCGUGCAGAUGACCAUCCUUGGAUCCGCGAGCACAGAGUACAUGACAGAACUGUGUAUCCAAUGACCGGGUUCUUGGCCAUGGCUAUGGAGGCUAUCUCACAACACGCACAGCUACACCAUGUUACUCCUGGAAAGAUCGAUCUCCGCGAUAUCUUCAUUAAUCGUGUCCUCACUAUCCCGGACAACUCAUCCGUGGAGACAAUGUUCAGCCUAAAACCAUCCCGAGCAGAAGCUCCCAGUAAAUCAGUCCUCGGCUGGCACGAGUUCAAGGUUUUCUCAUGGGCUGAGGGUCGCGGAUGGGACCAACACUGCAAUGGCUUCGUCAUGGUGCAAGAAGUCAAGGACGUCAACCCGGUUGAUGGGUCUCGACAGCAGCUCGAGAAGACCGCACGCUUCACUGAACAAUCAUUGAAGAUGCGAAAUUCAUGUAGCACUCUCGUGGACAGCAAUGUCCUCUACGAGAACGUCGCCAGCGGUGGCGUCCAGUAUGGUCCUCUUUUCAAAGGAUUGACCGAUAUCUCAUGGAGCAGGGAUGGUCAGGCAAUGGCUACCCUCCGUAUCCCAGACACGAAAGCAGCCAUGCCCCACCAGCAUGAAACCCCCUGCAUUGUGCACCCUGUUACACUUGAUCUAUGUAGUCAAGUUCUGUGGGUCCUUCUUGGUUACGGCGAGCCCGGGCCGAAAGUCACCCAUGUGCCGUCGCAUGUCAAGCAAGUCUCCGUCUCCUUAUGCCCCGAACUCAGUGCCGGCAGUGUACUGAAACUGUAUGGUCACAAAUCAGGAACUGAAUCCGCAAGCAACCCUGAGACUAACCGCAUAUUCGCAACUGUCCCCAAUAACCCAGCGGAUCUGAUCAUUGACAUCAAUGGUGUCACUUUGGUGCCGGUAUCGAACGAUAUCAAAGGCUCAAAGGACAGCUCGCCGGACCAGAUUUGCUACAAGGUACAAUAUGAGCCCUGCUUUGAUUUCCUCUCCACCGAGGACUAUCGACAGCUCCCUCGCCCCGAGACUGAUGUUGCUCAAGGCAUUGAAAGAAUGCAGCAACUCGAAUCUGUGGCAGAGCAUUACCUGGCACAUGUGGUUAAGACCGUGACAGAGGACGAGUUGUCAACCUUUGAGCCUCACCGUCAGAAAUUCUAUCGUUGGGCCCAGAAAACUUGCCAAAAUGCGGACACCAAAUAUCCCUUGAACCUUGACGUCCUUGAACAGACCCGAACAGUCAAUGCAGCAGGUGAGUUGACAUGUAAAGUGGGGGAGUUGCUCCCUCAAAUCCUCAGGGGCAAGGUAGAUGCCUUGAGCGUACUGCUGGAGGAUGACGGAAUCGCAAGACACUACAGUGAUCUUGACGGUCUUCGUGAGGCCUAUGCCAAUGUCUCUGUCUGCAUUGACAAGAUGGCACAUCAGAACCCUACACUCAACAUCAUAGAGAUUGGUGCUGGUACAGGUGGUGUCACCAUGCCGAUUUUGCAGAGUUUGGGUGGACAUGAACCAGGAUCUACGCCUCGGUUCGCACAUUACACCUACACCGACAUCUCUCCAGGAUUCUUCGAAAAAGCCAAGACAAAGUUUGGGAGCUGGGGACAUCUCAUGACAUACCAGACACUAGACGUGUCGGCUGAUCCUACUGAGCAAGGCUUCGAUAAUGACACAUAUGAUGUUGUAGUUGCCUGCAACGUGCUGCAUGCUACUUCUGACAUCAGCCAGACAAUGGCAAACAUCCGAGCCCUUUUGAAGCCUGGUGGCAAGGUCCUACUCAUCGAGGAAACUGUCCCGAAGGCACGGCAUUUCCCAUUCGCACUCCUCUCUGGAUGGUGGCUGGCCAAUGACAAAUUCCGGAAGGACGGACCACUCCUCACAGUCGAAGGAUGGAGCAACGUCAUGAAGGAGAAUGACUUCUCUGGAAUUGACCUAUGUGUGGAGGAGUACCCUGGUGCAUCUUUCCAAUCUGGUUGUCUCAUGAUCUCCACUGCUAACAGCCCAAUAACUGGUCCCGCAAACGCCGGCGAUGUCGUGAUUCUCGGCAUUGACUCUAUUGGGACCUUAUCAUCCCUUAGCCUCGAGUAUGGUCUCAAGAAUAUGACUGGUGUUGAGCCAAUAACUGCUGUGGACUCUGAUGCGGUCGAUGUGACCGGGAAAUGGUGUAUCUUCCUUGGGGGAAUGGAUCGCUCGAUCCUAUCGCACCUCACUCAGGAAAAGUUCCAGACACUGCAGCGACUCCUGAGCCGGGCUCGGGGUCUAUUGUGGGUUGUUCGUCACACCAAAACUGACCUGGAGUCCCUUGGCGCGAACAUGGCAAUUGGACUGGCUCGCACCGUGAGAUCAGAGACUGGCCUCCAAUUCGCCACGCUUGACCUGGGAGAACGGGAGAACAUGCCCGAUGCUCUGGCCGUGGGCCACAUACUCCAGGUAUUUAGCGGAGUCUUCUGCCAGAAAUCGCAACUGGUCCAGAAUGACUGGGAGUUUGUUGUCCGAAAUGGCAAUGUUUGUGUGCCGCGUUUGGUGGAUAACAACGAAUUGAACCUCAGUGUCCAGCAAGAGACACCAGAUGCACCCCCGCAGAUGCAGCCCUUCAAACAAGAUCGCGCUUUGCGACUUGCUGCUGGAAGCGGGAGGGGUCUCGACGAGCUUUACUUCACAGAUGAUGUCUCCCGCAAUGGACCCCUGCCCCAAGACCACAUUGAGAUUCGGGUCCACAGUACCGGUCUCAACUUUAGAGAUGUAUUGAUGGCCAUGGGUCAGCUUCAAGGCGAUAGACUCGGACAGGAAUGUAGUGGAGUCGUGACUCGAGUGGGAGGUGCGGUAUCCGACUUCAAAAUUGGAGAUCGAGUCUGUGCCAUGUCACCAGGUUCAUUGUCAACUUUCACACGUUGUCCAGCCUCCGGAUGCUGGGCCAUCCCCGAGGAUAUGCCAUUCGAGAUCGCAGCUUCGAUCCCAGCUGUGUUCUGUACUGCCUACUACUCUCUCAUUGACCUGGGACGAUUGAGUAAAGAUGAAAGCGUGUUGAUCCACGCCGCUGCAGGAGGUGUUGGCCAAGCGGCAAUUAUCAUUGCUCAGAGUGUUGGAGCUAAUAUUUUCGCAACCGUUGGUAGUGUUGAGAAGAAGACCUUCCUCAUGCAGACUUACCAGCUCAAGGAAGAACAUAUUUUCUUCAGUCGUGAUAUGUCAUUUGCACAAAGUAUUCACCAGGCCACUGGUGGCCAGGGUGUGGAUGUUGCUCUCAACUCGCUUAGCGGCGAUGCUUUGCAAGCAACAUUCGAGUGUGUUGCGCCAUUUGGUCGCUUCAUUGAACUCGGCAAGCGAGAUAUUACGACAAACUCUCGAUUGGAGAUGGCUCACUUCAACAAGAAUAUAUCUUUCGCAUCUGUGGACUUAGGUAUGGUCAGAGAGAAGCGUCCUCAAUUGACGAAGCGGCUGCUGCGUGAUGUGUUCAAACUGUUUGUGGACACCAACGCCCAGUCAAGGUGGUCUGUCACCACUCUUCCCAUCUCAGAUGUUGAGGUUGGAUUCCGGGCCCUGCAAGGUGGACAAGUGAUCGGAAAAAUGGUCGUCCAGGUUACCGAUGAUUCCAUGGUUAAGGUCCAUCCCGCUAGAAGAGACGAAAAUCUUCUCCGCGCAGAUGCUUCAUAUGUCAUCGUGGGUGGAACCGGCGGCAUUGGUCUCGACAUUGCCAGUUGGCUACCAGAGAAGGGAGCCAAGAAUCUUGUCCUGGUUUCUCGAGGUGGUGUCAAGACUGAAAAGGCACAACAAACUAUUCGGGAUCUCACUCAACAGGGUGUCAAUGUGGAAAUCUGUCGCUGCGAUGUGGCGGAUAAGCAGAGCGUUGAGCAAAAUCUUGUUCCGCUCCUCGCUCGCAUGCCCACAGCUCGUGGUGUUGUAUACGGCGCUAUGGUUCUCCGGGAUACCCUCUUCGAAAAGCUUAGUUUCGCCGACUACCAGACCGUGAUGAUGCCCAGAGUUAAAGGAAUCUGGAACGUUCAGCAGGCAUUGACAACAACUGACGCUAGCGUGGAUUUCUUCGUCAGCCUCUCAUCUGCCGCCAGUUUUGUUGGUAAUAUGGGCCAAUCCCCCUAUGCCGCCAGUGGAACCUUCAUGGCGGCGCUCUCCCAGUACCCCGAGACAGCCAAGAUGCGCUGUUCGACAAUCGAUCUACCCAUUGUCCGCGGAAUCGGAUACCUCUCCGACGAAAAGAAGCGGGAGACAAUCUCCAAACAACUCGGCACAGAGUCUGUUGACGCAACAGACAUCCGCGGUCUUGUCACUGCAGCGAUCCGCAACGAGUUCGACGUUUCCUUCGAGGGACACUGCGUGGCUGGGUUCGAAGGCGUCAAAUCCACACCCGCUAGUGCACAGCCAUUCUGGGUAAAUGAUACCAAGCUGUCGCACCUGUUGCGCCUAUCCACUCUCGCUGGCGCGGGUGCAUUGGCCGAGUCUGCGCAGAACAGUACCGAGAUUUCGCCGGCCCUUGCCGUCCGGCAAUCGAAGACCCGAGAAGCGGCCGAGCUCAUCGUUGGGACGGCCGUGCUCACCAAGAUCUCUAGCAUUCUUAUGCGUCCGCUGGAAGACCUUGAUCCGGCUGCGCCCAUCACUGUUUAUGGUCUGGAUUCGCUGGUCGCCAUUGAGAUCAGAAACUGGAUCACCCGUGAGUUGGAGGCUAAUUUGCAGAUCCUGGAGAUCUUGACUAGUGACUCUAUCCCGGCUCUUUCUGAGACGAUUCUCAAGAAAUCGGGUAUACUUACUUCAGACCUCAAGGCCGAGUGGGGUCUCGAUGUGGCUGAAGGUCGAACCGGCCAGGUAUGA